AUGUUCAUUUUCGUUUCAGGCUUCACAGGAGGGGUUAUCCCCCCAGAUAUUGCACUUUCCCUGACGGUUACAGACCCCCAGGAUGUAAUCGUCCAAAGAGGUCAAAGUGCUCUCUUCAGUUGUCAAGCCAAAUCCACCAAGGGAGAUGUAGAGAUCACAUGGUAUCAUAAUGAUGAAAAGAUUCCCUCGAAUACCACCAAAUGGAGGAAACAGCAAGAUGGUAGUCUGUACAUUCCCAAAGUUCCAAAUGGUAAACGAGGCGUUCUUGGUGACUACCGUUGUUUGGUUCGCAAUAAAGCUGGAGCAAUUCUAUCAAAUGUGGCCAAGUUGAAAAUAGCAUCAAUGGAACGAGAGUUUUCCACAAAUCCUAGCAACAUAACUAUUAUAGAAACUCAACUGGGAGUUCUCCAAUGCGGUAUACAUUCAACACCACCUGCUCAUAUUCAAUGGGAAUUCAAUAGUAACCUUAUUCUACCUCAGCAAACAAGAUAUGUUCCUUUGCCCAAUGGGGUUCUGUUAAUUAAGAAGACUCAGAUUUCCGAUUCUGGAACUUAUAGAUGUAAAGCAACCAAUAGGAUACUUAAUAAAGUUAUAUAUAGUAAAAUAGCUGUAAUGACAGUAUUGUCUGAAAUGAAUAAGACUCUGGCACCAGUUUUCCUACCUCUUCAUAAUUUGUCGAACAAUACUUUUAACCUUGAUGAACAAAUGAUUCUGUACUGUGCUGUGAUGGGAUGGCCUACUCCUACCAUACAAUGGUUCAAAGUUUUUCUAAUACAGAAGUAUUAUGUGAAUGUACAUCAGAAGCCUUUUUUCAGAUACACUCCAGUUUCUAAGUCUUAUCCGUCAUCAAUAACAGUUCGAUUGGACUGUGGAGCUGGCGGAUUACCCACACCAAAUAUUUCUUGGUUGAUCGAUGGACAACCCUUAAAGUUAGACUUUCGAGUUAAAAUGCAAGAUGAUGGCUUAGUUAUAGGUCAAACUUUUAGCCAGGACUCAGAUGGGGAAUCGGAAGUUGGUGGACCUGAUUAUUUUAUGAAAGAUAAGACCUACAUUAAUGCUGAUGGUCUAAAAAGUCACAUAAAUUAUACAUUUUAUGUUCGGGUGUAUUCAUUUGCAGCUAGUGAUCCCUCAGAAAAUAUAACGUGUAAAACUGGUGUUACUGGUAGUCGUAAUUUAGACAUAGAACAGUUUGGUGUUGAUUCAGUCAAAUUAAAGUGGUCUGAAAUUAGUACAGAUGUUUCAUGUGAGGGGAAGAGAUUUCCAUAUGAAGUGCAGUGGAGAAGAGACAUUCCAUAUUCUUCAGAUAGCGAUGAAACUUCUGAGCUAACAUAUACUGUCAAAGGACUAUUUCCAGGUAUAAAAUAUGGAUUCAGAGUGGUGUCUACAAUGAAACCAGAAAAUUCUCCUUGGGUCGAAUAUACUUUCCGAGGUGCAAUACAGGACGAUUUUGAAAAUAACUCCAAAGGAAUUGACACAACCCCAGUCCCACCUGAACAAAUAAGAUCAUCCAUAGUAUCACCUUUUUCUGUCAAAUUGAAAUGGACUAACUCUGAAAAAAACUCCAAAUAUUUUGUUGUAUGUUAUGUUCCAAUUUUUGAUGGCAGCAGCUGUGAAAAUGGAACAUAUCUUAAUAGUGAAUCAAACGAAUUGCAAGUGAAAAAAUUAAAACCAGACACUAAAUAUGAAUUCAGAGUUCGUACACAUAACUUGAAAGGCAUUCCAGGACCAUUUUCAGAAUCAGUGAUUGUUCAUACUCCUGCAGAUGUUCCUUCAGCCGUAUCGGACCUCAGUUAUAAUGUUGUAAAUGAGAGUGCUGCCUAUCUUCACUGGAAAGCACCAACAUAUAAAGGCAGCAAGAUUCUUGAAUAUAUCAUCUCUUACACCCCAGAUAUAAAUUGGGCUCUUGAAAGUUGGAUUAAUAUAUCUAUUCCUGCCAAAGGAGAAGAUAAUGUUUCUAUGUUGCUGGUGAAUUUGAGUUCCAAUGCUAUUUAUAGUGUAUUAGUUAGAGCUGUUUCGGAACUGGGCAUAGGCAGACAUACUUUUCCUUUACUGGUUACAACUAAAAUUGUUACCGAACCUCCUUAUAAAGCUGACAGUAGUUCAUAUCAUCAGAAAGUAGUAUAAAUGAAUUCAAGUAAGUCGU
Molecule: messenger RNA, 2143 nt
Organism: Leptinotarsa decemlineata (Colorado potato beetle)
Lineage: Eukaryota; Metazoa; Arthropoda; Insecta; Coleoptera; Chrysomelidae
Product: protogenin
Biological process (GO): cell-cell adhesion
Molecular function (GO): protein binding
Source: RefSeq, a predicted model, not a curated record